AUGGUUCAGCAAGUUCCAGAAAAUAUCAAUUUUCCAUCUGAAGAGGAAAAAGUCUUGCAGUUUUGGUCAGAAUAUAAUUGCUUCCAGGAAUGCUUAAAACAGUCAAAGCAUAGACCAAGAUUUACCUUCUAUGACGGGCCUCCUUUUGCUACUGGACUGCCACACUAUGGACAUAUACUUGCAGGGACAAUUAAAGACAUAAUUACAAGAUAUGCUCAUCAGAGCGGAUUUCAUGUUGACAGAAGGUUUGGAUGGGAUUGUCAUGGUCUACCUGUGGAAUAUGAAAUUGAUAAGACACUGGGAAUCAGAGGUCCGGAAGAUGUAGCCAAGAUGGGGAUUGCAGAGUAUAACAGCCAGUGCCGAGCAAUUGUGAUGAGAUAUUCUACUGAGUGGAAGGCUACUGUAACCAGACUUGGUCGGUGGAUUGACUUUGACAAUGACUACAAAACUCUGUAUCCACAAUUCAUGGAAUCUGUCUGGUGGGUUUUCAAACAAUUAUAUGAUAAAGGCCUUGUUUAUAGAGGUGUGAAGGUUAUGCCCUUCUCCACAGCAUGUAACACUCCACUUUCCAACUUUGAAUCCCAUCAGAAUUACAAGGAUGUUCAAGAUCCAUCAGUAUUUGUAACUUUCCCGUUGGAAGAAGAUGAAAAUAUAUCUUUAGUUGCUUGGACAACCACUCCGUGGACUUUACCCAGUAACCUAGCCCUGUGUGUUAACCCAGAUAUGCAGUAUGUGAAGAUUAAAGAUAAUGUCAGCGGAAAAUUGCUCAUUUUAAUGGAAGCCAGAUUAUCAGCUCUCUUUAAAGUAGAGAAUGAGUAUGAGAUUCUUGAAAGAUUUCCUGGUGCCUAUCUUAAAGGAAAGAAAUAUAAGCCACUUUUUGAUUACUUUGUAAAGUGUAAAGAGAAUGGUGCCUUUACAGUGCUUGUGGACAACUACGUGACGGAGGAGGAAGGCACUGGCGUUGUGCACCAGGCUCCUUACUUCGGUGCCGAUGACUAUAGGGUCUGUAUGGACUUCAACAUUAUUCAGAAAGACUCACUUCCUAUUUGCCCUGUUGAUGCCUCAGGGUGUUUCACAGCAGAAGUGACAGAUUUUGUGGGACAAUAUAUAAAGGAUGCUGAUAGAAAUAUCAUCAGGACCCUGAAGGAGCAUGGCCGCCUUCUUGUUGCCAGCACCUUCACUCACAGCUACCCUUUCUGCUGGAGGUCAGACACUCCUCUGAUUUAUAAGGCCGUGCCCAGCUGGUUUGUGCGUGUGGAGCCGAUGGUGGACAGACUGCUGAGCAAUAAUGACUUGUGUUACUGGGUUCCAGAGUUUGUGAGAGAGAAGCGAUUUGGAAAUUGGUUGAAAGAUGCACGUGAUUGGGCAAUUUCCAGAAAUAGAUACUGGGGCACCCCAAUUCCCUUGUGGGUCAGUGAUGACUUCCAAGAGGUGGUAUGCAUUGGAUCAGUGGCAGAACUUGAAGAACUAUCAGGAGAGAAGAUCUUGGAUCUCCACAGAGAGAGCAUUGACCAUCUGACUAUUCCUUCACGCUGUGGGAAGGGACCGUUGCAUCGGAUCUCUGAAGUGUUUGAUUGUUGGUUUGAGAGUGGCAGCAUGCCUUAUGCACAAGUCCAUUAUCCAUUUGAAAAUAAGAAGGAGUUUGAAGAUACUUUUCCUGCAGACUUCAUUGCUGAAGGCAUUGAUCAAACCAGAGGAUGGUUUUAUACUCUGCUAGUAUUGGCGACAGCUCUCUUUGGACAACCAGCUUUCAAGAAUGUUAUUGCAAAUGGACUGGUUCUAGCAAGUGAUGGCCAAAAAAUGAGUAAACGCAAAAAGAAUUAUCCAGAUCCAGUUUCAGUCAUCCAUAAAUACGGUGCUGAUGCCCUCAGAUUGUACCUGAUUAACUCUCCUGUGGUGAGAGCAGAAAACCUCCGCUUUAAGGAGGAUGGUGUUCGUGACGUGCUGAAGGAUGUGCUGCUCCCUUGGUACAACGCUUACCGUUUCUUCAUCCAGAAUGUCCUUCGACUCCAGAAGGAAGAAGAGCGUGAAUUCCUCUAUAAUGAGAACACAAGCAGCAGCAGCCCCAAUGCCACAGACCGCUGGGUCCUGUCCUGCAUGCAGUCGCUCAUUGCGUUCUUCCACGCAGAAAUGACAGCUUAUAGGCUUUAUACUGUGGUGCCUCGUUUAGUCAAGUUUGUCGAUAUGUUGACCAACUGGUAUGUCAGAAUGAACCGCAGAAGGUUAAAGGGUGAAAAUGGAAUGGAGGAUUGCAUUAUGGCCUUGGAAACCUUGUUUAGCGUCCUGCUUUCUUUGUGCAGACUUAUGGCCCCCUAUACUCCAUUUCUCACAGAAUUAAUGUACCAGAAUCUAAAGAUGCUGAUCGAUCCUGUUUCUGUCCAUGACAAGGACACACUCAGUAUUCAUUACCUCAUGCUGCCUCAUGUUCGAGAGGAAUUGAUAGACAAGAAAACUGAAAGUGCAGUAUCCAGAAUGCAGUCUGUGAUUGAGCUUGGACGAGUUAUCCGAGACCGCAAAACUAUUCCAAUAAAGUAUCCUUUGAAAGAAAUUGUUGUUAUCCAUCAAGACCCAGAAGCUCUUAAGGAAAUCAAGUCUUUGGAAAAGUAUAUCAUUGAGGAAUUGAAUGUUAGGAAAGUUACAUUGUCUGCAGAUAAAGAUAAGUAUGGCAUUCGGCUAAGGGCUGAACCUGAUCACAUGAUCCUUGGGAGACGACUGAAAGGAGCCUUUAAGGCGGUAAUGACUUCCAUUAAGCAGUUGAGUGAUGAGGAACUGCAAUGUUUCCAAAAGAGUGGGACCAUUGUUGUGGAAGGCCAUGAGUUGCACAAAGACGAUAUCCGCCUCAUGUACACAGUGGAUCAAGUCACACAGGGAACUGUACACUUUGAAGCACACUCAGACACACAGGCAUUAGUUCUCUUAGAUGUCACUCCUGACCAGUCAAUGGUUGAUGAAGGUAUGGCUCGAGAGGUCAUCAAUCGCAUCCAGAAACUCCGCAAGAAGUGUAGUCUGGUUCCAGCUGAUGAAGUAACGGUGUAUUAUAAAGUCAAGUCAGAAGGACAAUAUCUGAAUAAUGUUAUUGAAACCCACACAGAUUUUAUAUUUGCCACCAUAAAGGCUCCUUUGAGACCAUACCCAGUUCCCACAUCAGAGAAAAUCCUUAUUCAAGAAAACACACAGUUAAAGGGGUCUGACCUGGAAAUUACACUCACUGUAGGAUCAUAUUUGCCUGGUCCUGCUUGUGCAUAUGUCAAUCUUAACAUUUCUGCAAAUGGCAAUGAGCAAGGUGGCGUUUUACUUCUAGAAAAUCCAAAAGGCGAUAAUAGGUUGGAUCUUUUAAAACUGAAGAGUGCUGUUAUGAGCGUUUUUGGCGUUAAAAAUACAGAGCUGGUUGUCUUCCAUGGUGUAACAGAAAUAAAAAACCAAACCGACCUUCUGAGUUUUAGUGGAAAAACACUUAGUGUGACCACAGGUUCAGUUCCCUCUCUAAUGCGGGAUCUUGGAGCUCUCCCCUGUCAGUAUGUCAACCUGGAGCUCAUGAACACAGAACCACAAGAAUGUUUAAUGGGAACAGUGGGGACUCUCCUGCUUGAAAACCCUGUUGGGCAGAAUGGACUCACCUACCAAGGCCUUCUUUGUGAAGCAGCCAAGAUAUUUGGCCUUCGGAGCAGGAAGCUAAAGCUGUUUCUGAAUGAGACUCAGAUAAAUGAAAUUACGGAGGAAAUACCCAUGAAGACUUUGAAUAUGAAGACUGUAUAUGUUUCUGUAAUCCCAACAAUGGCAGAAAUCUGA
Elephantulus edwardii (Cape elephant shrew) is the source of this 3789-nucleotide messenger RNA. It is a transcript of the gene IARS, whose product is annotated as isoleucyl-tRNA synthetase. Lineage: Eukaryota; Metazoa; Chordata; Mammalia; Macroscelidea; Macroscelididae. The transcript has 33 exons. Bases 1 to 3789 code for a protein of 1262 amino acids. Gene Ontology annotation, biological process: isoleucyl-tRNA aminoacylation. The record is from RefSeq and is a predicted model, not a curated record. Gene Ontology annotation, molecular function: isoleucine-tRNA ligase activity; aminoacyl-tRNA deacylase activity; tRNA binding.